Molecule: messenger RNA, 1527 nt
Organism: Sebastes umbrosus (honeycomb rockfish)
Lineage: Eukaryota; Metazoa; Chordata; Actinopteri; Perciformes; Sebastidae
Gene: odr4
Product: odr-4 GPCR localization factor homolog
Exons: 14
Coding region: 164-1489 (441 amino acids)
Biological process (GO): intracellular protein localization
Cellular component (GO): endomembrane system
Source: RefSeq, a predicted model, not a curated record
CACGUCAUCACGCUGCGCAUUGUGGUAAAUUGAGUUUUGUUUUGUUUUUUCUCUGCUGACGAACCACUGAACCUCUGAACCUCUGCCAGCUGUCAAAAUCAACACCCAGCAGCCUGUUUUCUGGUUUAUAUUUCACCCACUGUCUUUCUUCUGUCAGGCAGUCAUGGGUCGUAGUUACAUAGUAGAAGAUGCUGUGGAGGGAUACCUGACUAAACUAUGUGAACAACAAGCAGCUCCAGUCACAGGCCUGCUUAUUGGACAGAGCUCAGCCCAAAGGGAUUUUGUCGUCACGGCAACCCGGACACCCCAAAGGCAGGAGUCUACUGCAGCAGCUGGAAACUCUGUGGACAAGAACUGGGUGACUGAGCACGCUCGACAGGUGUCUCGGAUGCUGCCCGGAGGCCUGUAUGUGUUGGGAGUCUUCAUCAUCACUGAUACUGAUGCCAAAGACACACUAACCACACUCCGACAGCUGGUUUUUGCAGCGGAGAGCUCUAUCUCCUGGGACCAGCUGUGGAACCCUGCAGAUGAUGAUGUCACAGACUGUGUCACACUGCACAUCAACUCCAAAACCAGAAAAACCGUCUGCAGGACCUUUGACGUCAAAGAUCCAAAGAGCAUUGCCAAGCCAGCAGACUGGAAGUACCAGUCAGGUGUGUGUUCCUCCUGGAGCGUGGUGUCAUGUUGUUUAAACGUGGACAUGCUGGUGCCACUACCAGACUACAGAACCGGCACAGAAUACCUGGAUAGAUGUCUAAAGGAGGAGCUAAAAGUGUGGGCGCACCAGCUGGAGAGGGGAGUUUGUCUGAUCGAUGGCAAAAAGCUGGCAGGGGACACCGAGCUCUCAGGAGGACAGAAGAGGAGUGUGAGACAGACGUACGCAGCUCAGCUACUCAUCACACCGGAUGACCAGAGGUUGACAGAUGUGGUCCAGCGGAGUGGAGGCAGCGUGUCGGUCAGAGGAGCGAUCCACAGCAGAGCAUACCUACACAGCAACAAACCAAAGGCCAAACUGGCUGAGAAGCUGCUGAAGAGGGAUGUGCUUUCUACGAUGGCCACAAGGGUUGACAUGCUGAUGGAGGAGCUGCUGACAUCAGAAUGGGAGGGCAAGGGCCUCAGCAGAGACAAACAGACCGAGCAAUUCUGUUUCCCUCGUCGCAUCUUCUGUCCGCUUAAAGUGAGCGGGCCAGUGUGUGUGUGUGACUACCAGUUCAGCGACGAGGGCCUGUCCGAGAUGACCGACAGGCUGAAGGAGAUGCUGGACAUCGACGCAGCAGAGGAAGACUUGGAUACCAGACAGGAAACGCCAGCUGAAAUCAGCAAGAGAGAUGUUGCAGCAGCAGGAAGGGAAAGAGCGGGUAAAGAGCCCCCUGUGGAAACUGUUGAAGCGCCGGAGCCCAAGAGAAACAGCUAUAUCGGUGUUGCCAUGGCUACUGCUGUCGCCCUACUUGCCACUGCUGCCUCGAUGCUCUAUCUCAGUGACGUCUAAUACACACGGCAAAAUAAAGUUUUUGUUUGUAACAUUUC